AUGGAGCAGCUGAAGACGCUGGGGAGAGAACUUGCAAUGGGGUCCCACGGUCAGUCGAAGGAGUUUCUGGACCUCAUCAAGUCCAUCGGCGAGGCCCGAUCCAAGGCCGAGGAGGACCGCAUCGUCCUCCGCGAGAUCGAAACCCUAAAGCGCCGCAUCAACGACGCCGACACGCCCAAGCGCAAGAUGAAGGAGUACAUCAUCCGCCUCCUCUACGUCGAGAUGCUCGGCCACGACGCUUCCUUCGGCUACAUUCACGCCGUCAAGAUGACUCACGACGACGCCCUCCUCCUCAAGCGCACUGGUUACCUCGCCGUCACCCUCUUCCUCAGCGACGACCACGACCUCAUCAUCCUCAUCGUCAACACCAUCCAGAAGGAUCUAGCCUCCGACAACUACCUCGUCGUCUGCGCCGCCCUUAACGCGGUCUGCCGUCUUAUCAACGAGGAAACCAUCCCCGCUGUCCUUCCCCGCGUUGUCGACCUCCUCAACCACUCCAAAGACGCCGUCCGGAAGAAGGCCGUCAUGGCGCUUCAUCGUUUCUACCAGAAAUCUCCCUCCUCCGUCUCCCACUUGUUAACUAAUUUUCGCAAGCGCUUGUGCGAUAACGAUCCCGGAGUCAUGGGCGCUUCUCUUUGCCCUCUCUUUAACCUUGUCUCCGACGAUGCUAAUUCUUACAAGGAUCUCGUUGUUAGCUUCGUCAACAUUCUUAAACAGGUUGCAGAACACCGGUUGCCCAAGACUUAUGAUUAUCACCAAAUGCCUGCACCCUUCAUUCAGGUUAAGAUGCUAAAAAUUCUGGCAUUGUUGGGAAGUGGCGACAAGCAGGCUAGUGGACACAUGUACACUGUGCUUGGUGAUAUAAUUAGGAAAAGUGAUUCGAUGACCAACAUAGGGAAUGCGGUUCUCUAUGAGUGCAUAUGCUGUGUUGCUUCUAUAUAUCCCAAUUCGAACUUAUUAGAUUCAGCAGCGGAUGUAAUUGCUAAAUUUUUGAAGAGUGACAGUCAUAAUCUCAAGUACAUGGGCAUUGAUGCCCUUGGUCGGCUGAUAAAGUUAAGUCCACAUAUUGCAGAACAACACCAACUUGCCGUCAUUGACUGCUUAGAGGUGAAGGGUGUUCCUCAUAAAGAUGAGUUUAUUGUGUUUUGA
Molecule: messenger RNA, 1149 nt
Organism: Sphenostylis stenocarpa
Lineage: Eukaryota; Viridiplantae; Streptophyta; Magnoliopsida; Fabales; Fabaceae
Source: the annotation of a GenBank genome assembly